AUGGAAGGAAAUUCUCCACGUAUUUACACGAAACUUGACAAGCAAACCAAUGCUCAAGAUAUAAUUAGAACAAAUGAUUAUCCAUAUACGCCUAGCGAAAACGGGGAUCAAUAUUUCAAUAACAAUAAGAGAUUAAGUCGUUGGCGAAUUUCAGAAGCACCUCAAGAAAUUUUAAACAUGAUUGCUUCCUCUACCUCUGUACCACCUACCAAAAUUCCUAAUAUGCCAGUUACCAACAUUCAAAAUAUUCCAACUCCCAACAUUCACAGUAUGCCAGUUACUCCCAGUAAUUCAAUGGUUGGCCAUAUCAUGAUUUAUGAAAUGUAUCAACAAGAUCCCCAACUUCUUCCAACGAAAAUCGAUAAGAAACAACCACCACCUCCAUUAAUUCCCUUUGAAGAAUUAAUGACAAAAAUUCAAAGUCUCGGUCUACAAUUCGAUGUUCUUGACGUGAUAGAUCGACCUAACAUUACUUGGAAGGGUUCGGAAAUAAAUGUUGAAUCCUUCCCACAUUAUGAGGUAUUACAUAAGGCUGAGGCGAAGGCCUGCGGUAUCCUUCGCCUCAUGCCAGAUGUAUACUUAAAUGCAAAAUUUUUAAUUCUUGCUGCGGCCAAAGGGUAUAAAGAAAGAAAUAUCCCAUUUAGAAAGGUAGACGCCCAGAAACUUGUAAGAAUUGACGUAAAUAAGGCCUGCAAAUUAUGGGAAUUUUUCAAGCAGGCGGAUUGGAUCUAA
Diversispora eburnea is the source of this 732-nucleotide messenger RNA. The record is from the annotation of a GenBank genome assembly. Lineage: Eukaryota; Fungi; Glomeromycota; Glomeromycetes; Diversisporales; Diversisporaceae.